Molecule: messenger RNA, 1920 nt
Organism: Komagataella phaffii GS115
Lineage: Eukaryota; Fungi; Ascomycota; Pichiomycetes; Pichiales; Pichiaceae
Exons: 1
Coding region: 1-1920 (639 amino acids)
Source: RefSeq, a predicted model, not a curated record
AUGUCAGCUCAGCAUAAUGACAGCGGACCUCCAAUCUCUCCUGCAUACUUGAGAACGAUGCCCAAGUUCAUCCGAGAAGCCUCUCCUUUGGCAAGUGCAGGCGUCCGGUUCAAUUCAGCGUUCCCACCGUUGACAACAGAUAAAAGAUAUCGUGGCGUUUAUGAGAGAGCAGGAUUUGAUGUGUUGGUGCCACGAAAUUCCUCUAAUCAAUCGUUGAAUCAAGCCGGUAAGAGCUCUAGAUCGCGUUCCUUAAGCGCUACUGAUUCCAAGCCCCGACAGAGGAGCCAUUUGUCACAGCCAACAGAGCCCAGAAAUUUCACUUCUCCAGGUUUAGUAACUAAUAGUGAUACCCAGUUGAAUUACUUGCCACGAGCCGAUCGAACGAUUGAUUAUACAAAAACUGCCAAUCCAAAGAAACUACAGCUAGAUAUAGACAGGCUGAGAACAUAUGAUUCAGAUGAUACGUCUCAUCCUCUUUCUGCUCCUGCCUUCACCAACCAAUCCCUUGAUUUCAACUUUGGUAACUCUGCACUAAGCACCCCAUCUACUGCAUCUAACAAAAAUUCAAGGUUUACAUCAGUGGGUAGCUCCAUAGUACAGGCAGACGGAGCAAACAAGAAAGACCAAGUUGAUAAUCGUGUUGAAGAAAGAACGAGUUCUAUAGAUCAUCAUGAAAAUGAGAAAGACUCAUCAGACUCGGAGUAUCAUAAUGCGGUGGAAGAUCUUGAGGGCUACGAUUCGUUGGACGAAUUUGAUUCUAAGUUCGUAGAUAAAAGCACAGACCCUGAUCGAGAAGUAAAAGAAGAGAUCGCACGAUACGAAAGUCACGAUAGCAGUGAGCACGAUCAGUUGACUCACUUACACCAAAUGAAUCAUGAAUUCCGCAAAUCCCUUCCCAUAGAUAUGGCUGAAAAUGAGCUGCCGUCUUUUCUUUUAAACACACCAGGAUUGUUUAGCCCACAAGCCAACGACAUUGAGCAAUUCAAAUCUGACAAGAUCCACUCAAACCCAUCCAGCACCCCAAGAGCAUACAAUAGUACAUACGGAUCGUCUUCUUCCCCCAUACAGUACCAUGAAGACGACGCAAACUACAGAGAUUUACAAAGUCAAAUGACAACAAUCCAAGAGGCAACUGAGAUUGUCAGCGAAACUGAUGAUAAAGCCAGUAUCACCUGGAAACAAGCUGAUGUGGACGAUUUAGAUGAUCUAGCUGCUAAAGCAGAUAGAUUGCAACUACAGACAAUGUGGGAUCCUUUGAAUGAUUCCAGUUUUAAUGAGGAUUCUAUAGCAUAUUCUGGCACUCCAGAAACGUCUCCGCUCCAAGAAGAAAUCAUGGAUGCCACGAUCAACAAUUCUAACUCAAGAAAUUGCUCGUAUGCCACGAGUAUAGAGUUUGAGGGUCAUUUGGUGAAUAAUCAGAAUAGUCAAGCUCUGACGCCGCCGGCAAAGUUAUUUCCUCCAGGAACUGGACCUUGUCGUAAAUGUAACUCAGAAAUUACAGGAAAAUCAAUUUGGUCGAAAGACUCACUUUUAUCGGGAAGGUGGCAUCGUCACUGCUUUGGAUGUUCAGUUUGCGAAACUCCUUUCAAGAAAUCAUCAUCUCAAUGCUAUGUCUUUGACGACAAACCUUACUGUUCAAGACAUUUUCAUGAACUGAAUGGAUCUGUCUGUCGUACUUGUGAUGAAGUAAUUGAAGGCCAAUGUCUUGAGAAUGAGGCAUUAGAAAAAUUUCAUCUGCAUUGUUUAGUGUGCUCUUUUUGCUCCGUGCGCAUUUAUGAUGAUUAUUUUGUCAUGGAUGGCCAAGCAUUAUGUGAAAAGCAUGGCUACGAGGCAAUGCAGCAGCAUCUUGAUAACCAGUUCUCGUUAACGAAACCUUUUUCACAGGUUAAGAAACGGAGAACUCAUGUGUCAUUCGUUUAG